Messenger RNA from Eremomyces bilateralis CBS 781.70, 264 nucleotides. RefSeq lists its product as uncharacterized. The record is from RefSeq and is a predicted model, not a curated record. Lineage: Eukaryota; Fungi; Ascomycota; Dothideomycetes; Eremomycetales; Eremomycetaceae. The annotation marks the transcript as partial. The transcript has a single exon.
AAGUUCUACGAUAAGCUAGAUAUAAAGCCGCUUAUUCGAGCCGAGCUACUUAAGAUAUUACUAGAUUACUAUAGGCCCUAUAUCGAUAUCUUCGAUCUAAAGGAGGCGGACAAGCUUCUACUAAAUCGGCCAAGUAUUAAUUAUCGUAUUACCCUUAAACCGGGCGCUUUAAGGCCCGCGAAACGUUUAUUUAGUUACUCUCGCGAUGAUACAGAGGCUAUAAAAGCGUACGUCGAGAAUAUGCUAGGGAAGGACUUUAUUUAA